This is a messenger RNA of Melitaea cinxia (Glanville fritillary), 2207 nucleotides long. RefSeq lists its product as uncharacterized. The record is from RefSeq and is a predicted model, not a curated record. The transcript is spliced from 6 exons. Bases 1 to 2166 code for a protein of 721 amino acids. NCBI's taxonomy places the organism in Eukaryota, Metazoa, Arthropoda, Insecta, Lepidoptera, Nymphalidae.
AUGCCUACGAUGGCAUUAUUCAUGAAGCAAGACUUCAAUCCCCCGAUGCUGUCUAGAAGAUGGCUCGCUAUGAAAUUCAGACCCAACAUGCUAGUGUACAGCAGAGAUCAUAUAAUAUCAAUUCUCGAAAGUGGACUUUUAUUUCGGGAAGACAGCUUGGAAGUAGAACAAGAGGUUCCAGCGGCUGAGGCCCUCUGGGGCCAAUCAGGAGGCCUGAAAGGGAGAUGGUUCACUAAAGGGGAGAGGAAUACAGCCCUAAUGGCUACAAUAGCCCUUAUUGUAGCCUCGCCUCCUAGAAACUUAAGCCGUUCACUAUACAUCAAGCUAGCAACAUACACUCUGGUCCCUGUAGCAAUAAGAGCGGCCCACCGGUUGCACUGCCGUGGCUCUCUGCAGGCGUUAUUAGGUGUGAUGCGUGACUACAUGUCUCUAGUGCGACGUUCUAUGGCCUGUUGCAGGGAGUUCGCGACGUUGCAUGCUAAACUAACAUCGGUAGCAACAGUGAUUGAAUCAAUGCGAGCGGUGCUCCGAGGCCAGCAACUGGAUCUUAUACUGUUGCUGUCUAGAGCCACGUCGGCUUUGUUGGGGAACGUGCCCUGGCUUCACGGAGAUGUGAAUUGUGAAUGUGAUGGGGAUAACUUGAUGAAAAUCCAUCACGCAUUUCUAGUCGUACAAUCAACGUUCUUGAAGAACAUAGCAAUGGCACACUCUAUACCGAACGCCCAUACCCUCAAAAUAUACAAAAACCACAACGAAAGAAUAUACUGGAUACAUAACGUACUCAUAAACCACGUUAUUCAAGACUUCAGAGAUAACUUCGAGGCAUUAGAACGUAUGUAUAGAUUAUUGAAGAACUAUGGCACCAGAGACAGCGAUAGCGCCAUGAAAAAGCCAGGAUUAGCUAUAAAUGAUAAUUGGAUAUACUCAGACAUACACACAGGCGUGGCUAGGUCGUGUCUAGAACUAAAACUAGCGCUAGACAAAUGUAGUCACCUAGAUAUGUUCCUUGAUUCCUGCGCUAUGAACAAGCAAGAGAUAAGCCUAGAUGUUCUAGCUAAGGAUAUAGAUGAAAUUAUAGAUGAGAUAACAAAAUGUCUGUCUACGGUACAGAGUUCGCAGAUAAGAUUAAAGAAAAUGCAAAAUAAGUUGAGAAUAGAAGAUAAUAGAACAGAAGGAGAAGAGAGGGAGUUUAAAGAAGAGACGGUUUUAAAAAUAGAAGAUAGAGAACCGGAAAUUAAGGAUGAGGUUUUCUAUUUUGUUAAAACGGAAGAUGAGAUUGUUGAAUCGCCGGUGGGGGACAUAGUAACGGGUCCAGGUCAGAAGGAAAAAGAAGCGUCUAAAGUAGUGUUUAAAGAACUAAAGAGAAAGUUGAUCAAAAGAGAAGAUCUUAUGAGGGAAAGAGAGAGGCAAGCGCUAGCGAAAACGAUGCCAGAAUUGAAAAGCAUACCGGAGUUUCCUAGACAGAUUAAAUUUGAAGAAGUUUUAGAUCGAAGAGGUUACAUAUCCAAAUUAAAUAAACCGAAAACCACGAAAAAACUAUUUAAAUUGUACAAAAUCAGUAACAAACAUAAAAGGAGAAAAUUAAAUAAUUUGAAAUUAAAAAUUAAUAAAUACAAAGCUGAAGAAGAUAUGCCAACCGAUGCCUGGAAAACUUCAAGUGAAUUUAAAACUAAAGAACAAAACCUUACAAUAAUUAAAACUAAAGAUUCAUUAUUAAUAAUAAAAUGGAUUAAAAUUGCACCAAAAAUAAAUAACGAGUCAAAUUCUAGUGGAUUAUCGGACGGCUUAAGUGAUAUUGAAGCGAGUGCUCGUAACCAAAACGACAACACUAUCAAUAAUAAAAACUUCAGAUUCUCAAAAAGGGAUUUAGAACUAUCGCCGUCAUCGUCUGAAAGUGAUUUUGAACAUAUAUAUAAUGAAAAAAUUGCAUUAUUAAACGAUGUCAGACGAUACCGAGCAGUUAGAAAGAAAAAUAUACCAGCAAAGAGGUUGUCCGUAGAUAAUGUUGAUGAGAGUUUAAAGCCAAUAGAAUAUAGCUUUGGGACUGGUUUAGCAAUGGCAUCUGUGUUACAAGUAAAUGCGAAAAUACCUAAUUUAGUCCAAGAGGAAGUGUUCAUAGGGGACGGAGAGGUUUCUAAUGAUAGUGGGAAUGAUGAAGAUGCUUGAGAGUUAAUAGUCAUUCUGAAAAUAGAACAAACAGCAAUAUA